AUCGACGUUUGCAUCUUUGUUUACAAAGUCACAUACGUCCUUUUGAAUAAGUACCCGAGAUUUUGUGGCUAUCAGAUCGAUUACUCCAACGCGUGAAAAUGAUUUCUAAUUCAUCAUCGAAAAUUGAUAAAAGUAAGGUCGCAACCGAAAAGGUAAGAUUGUCUAACAGAAAUGCCAGAGUGAACAACCUAUUCAUCUCCAAAAACAUCUUAAACUAAAAAAAUAUCUUACAGCCAAAGUGCGAUAAAGCCGAAACAACGUCGUCAAAGAGCAAAGAACGUCCAUACAAACUGCGACACGUUCGGAGCUUCUCCCGCGAUUACCAGCAGAUGAGUCACAUUCCGUGGUACUGCUAUUUAUGCCGGUUACAGUGCAAAGAUGACGAAACACGGACGCAUAUUUGGUUUCAUUCGUCAGGUUGAUGACUACCUUCUGGAGGAACCGAGUUAGGCCGUGCGUUUGGACUACCGUCCCGAUUACGCCAGAACGUUGGUGUACGUGCGGAACGUGUGACCCCAUUCGGUGUUGCGACUCAGCCGGGCCUACAUCCACCUGGCAGACGGUCACAUGAAGAUGCUGAUUGAAAGCGAGAUGCGCCUUCCUUGGGGUACGGUUUCAAAGUUUUGCUUCGACAGUUGCCUGCUGUCGGAGCUGGAUAGAAGCUACGGACUGAUAUUGGUUGGACUGGCGGACUCAAAGACAGAAAUAUUGGAACUUUACCACCUGCAAGUGACCGUGUUGAAUCAUUUCGUGAAAGAGCAGCUAAUUUUGAAGAAACCAACGAUUCAUUGUCCGCUGUUGAAUCAGUAUCCGGUACCGAUGGAAAAAAAGAUCAUAUACGAGAGUUUUCAAUGGUUCAACAAAUAUGUCGCAACAAAUCACGAGCAGCUGUCUGCUGUGCGAAAUAUCGUGAAUCGGACUUCGUUCCCUGCUCCGUACAUAUUAUUUGGACCACCCGGUACUGAAAAAAGUUCAACUAUCGUAGAGGCAGUUUUACAAAUUUAGAAACUACAACCCAAAGCCAACGUUCUCGUAUCGGCAGCUUCAAAUUUCGCCUGUGAUGAAUUCACCACGCGCCUGCUGGAAUUCAUUCCCGCCACCGAUGUGUUCCGUUUCGUAUCCUUCGUAUCGAUUUUGCUGAUAACGGAACAACACCAUCGUUCUCAAAGAGCAGUGGAGGUUUUGAGGAAGGUGGUGAGUAUCGUCGCGGCCGCGACUACGAAUAUCCGGAAGGCGGUGCAUCAUACGAGGAAAAUUCAUCGUACGGCUAUGGUGGAAGACCGUUCCGCGGCCGUGGUGGUUUCCGUGGCGGUUUUCAUCGUGAUGGCCCACCGCACCACGGGGACAAUGAUGAAUGGCGUCGAUCAGGAGUCGAUGGCAAAUAUGAUUCACGCCGUCGUUCGUGAACCAGGAAUCGAUAGAUCUCGCUCCCAUUCACCGAGGCGACGCAGUCCGGCUGAUUCUGAUUCGUCUUCUUGUAGGAAUGGCAUGUUAUCGAAUGCAAGAACGUUAAUACCAGAAGUGGCACGGAAAUCUACCACAGUCUGGCAAGGGGCGCUGAACACUAUUCCCCGUCAAGUUGCACCUAACGGACGGAGACCACGAAAUAGUGGACAGCCUGAUGAAAGACGAGGAAGGUAAACAUCACCUUCGUAUUACUCAGCGACUACGCCUCGAUCAACCCAAGUUGGAAGAUGUGCAGAAGCGCAUAUCGACGUCAUCGUCGCACGUAAUCUUCCUCGGCCUGCCGGGAUCGACGUCAUCGGUAGCAUCGUCGGAUGAUGCCAGUGUUCAGACGCGUCCACUGCGUAAUCUCGUGUCCUACCUGAAGCAGAAAGAAGCGGCCGGCGUUAUAUCCUUACUCAAUAAAGAAACGGAAGCAACCGGUGUGCUCUACUCAUUCCCGCCAUGCGAUUUUUCGACAGAAUUGUUGAAACGAACAUGUCACAACCUCACCGAGGAGGGACUGAAGGAAGACCAUCUGGUAAUCGUGGUGGUCCGAGGAGGAACAAUCCUCUGAAGUGCGUUCUCUCUGGUAUUACAGCAACUAGUCCAUAUUGGCACAGCAUACAACAUGGCUGGUCUAAAAAUUUGUUUGUAAAUCAAAAGUUUGUUCUUAAGACAAAGUUUUGACUUUCUGUUUAUAAGUGGAUAUAGACACUUAAUAUAUUUGUUGGUUGUUUGCUCAUUGUUUGUUGGUUGAUUGAUUGGUUAUUUAGUUGAUUGGAUGUUGGUUGGUAGAAUUAUUAAUUGGUUGGUUGCUGCUUGAUUUGUUAGUUGGUAGAACCUAGAACCGUUGAAUGGUUGGUUGCUUCACAGUUGGUUGGUUGCUUGAUUGGUUGGUUAUUUAGUUUAUUGGUUGUUUGACUGGUUGAUUGAUUGGUUGGUCGGCUGGUUAGUUGAUUAGUUGUUUUGU
Armigeres subalbatus is the source of this 2416-nucleotide messenger RNA. RefSeq lists its product as uncharacterized. The transcript is spliced from 2 exons. The record is from RefSeq and is a predicted model, not a curated record. Bases 568 to 1005 code for a protein of 145 amino acids. NCBI's taxonomy places the organism in Eukaryota, Metazoa, Arthropoda, Insecta, Diptera, Culicidae.